Molecule: messenger RNA, 1408 nt
Organism: Anopheles cruzii
Lineage: Eukaryota; Metazoa; Arthropoda; Insecta; Diptera; Culicidae
Product: alpha-tocopherol transfer protein-like
Exons: 2
Coding region: 34-1023 (329 amino acids)
Cellular component (GO): membrane
Molecular function (GO): phosphatidylinositol bisphosphate binding
Source: RefSeq, a predicted model, not a curated record
UCGCGAAACCACGGCGACGGCGGCAGCAACAAAAUGACAGUGACGUACGGUGUCGAGAAGUGUCCGGCCAAGUUCGACGAGUACCGGUGCACGCUGCCGGACCAUUAUCGCAAACUAGCGGCCGAGCAGCUGCGGGAGGAUGACCUGAUCCGUAAACAGGCACUCGACCAGAUGCGCCAGUGGAUCGCGAAACACCCGUACAUCCGGCGGUGCCGCACGGAUGCUGUGUUUCUGUUGCGCUUCCUGCGCCAGCGCAAGUUCUCGAUCCCGAAGGCGUGCGAAAUGCUCGAGCGCUACCUGGCCCUUCGCCAGUCGUUCCCACACUGGUUCCAGGGACUCGACCCCUACGACCAGAGGAUGAUGCAGCUCAACGACGACGAAGUGUUCCACGUGUUGGGUUUCGACUCCAAGGGCCAGAUCGUGAUCCUGAUCAAAUCGCGCAAUUUUCGCGUCGAUCGGUACGAUCUGGUCGAUCUGAUCCGUUUCCUGCACAUGAACAUGGAGAUCCUGUCGUGCGACGAGCUUGUCCAGGUGGCCGGCGUUGUGCUGGUGGUCGACUGCUACGAGGCGUCUAUGGCGCACUUUACGCUGUUCCGACUUAGCGAAAUGCGCCACAUCGGGCCGUACAUAAACCAACUGCUCCCGAUCCGGUGCCGGGAGAUCCACGUUAUCCGGCUUCCGAAGGUUGCUGCCUCGAUCGUCGAUCUGCUGUUCGCCUACGUUAGCCCCAAGCUGAAGCACCGGUUCUUUUUCCACAAAACUAUCAACGAAGUGGUGAAGCACCUUCCGGCGGCCAUUCUUCCGGCCGAGUACACUAACGAGGACGUCGAACCGAAAUCGUUGACGCACGUUUACAGCAAACGGACCAUGGAUAGCCGCGAAGAGCUGAAGACGAUGGACCAGAUGGAGAUCGAUGUGGCAAAGUUUUCGUCGGUGUGGAACAAAAACCUGCCCACCGGAUGUGCCCCGGGCGGCAUCGAUGCGGGGAUGGUGGGCAGCUUCCGCAAGCUGGAUAUCGAUUGAUCGUGCCGGGGCACACUGUGUCACGGAUCACGUUUGUACUGUGUUAAUCUAGGGUGUAGUCACCAGCGACCCCAGGAAUGUGCGCGCGUGCCGAGAGGUUUCUAUACUUGUUCCACAACGUGUCACAAAUACUGAGUGUGUGACCAACAGGAGAGGGGUCCUGGCAUGCUUGGCUUUCUGGUUUCCUUUGCUUUCGAUAGUGGUCGAGGUUUCCAAUCAACACGGGCUGGGUCCCGGUGCUACACUCUUUUAGGUUGUAAGUUUACGACAUGUUACGUUUUUCCUUAAAUGGUUUUACGCUGUUUCGUCAUUAGUGUUAGGAGCACAAAUAGUAGUACAGAGCACCACAGUAAGCAAAUAUUGUUUUCAUCACACUCAUAAUAAA